This is a messenger RNA of Plectropomus leopardus (leopard coralgrouper), 3756 nucleotides long. Lineage: Eukaryota; Metazoa; Chordata; Actinopteri; Perciformes; Serranidae. The record is from RefSeq and is a predicted model, not a curated record.
UUACAAAGCUGUUCUCACCUGUGCGCAUCACUGCCGUCUCCAGCGCUGUUCCUCUGGUCGACAGGAAGUCUGAGUUCAUCUUCAAGGUGGUUCCCUGUGUCAAGAAAGUGAGUAGCCAUGCAGCAUCACUGUUGGCAAGUCUGAAUUUCCAAAGAGAAAAAGCUCAGUUCUGUGACUGUGUGGUCACACAGAGAUAUGGCCCCCGUGAACUCCACCCUGCACACCGGUGUGUCCUGGCAGCCUCUAGCCCAGUGUUGGCAUCUAUCCUAUCCUCUGCUGGUGCCCUGGUGGAACUGCAGGCUCCAUGUCUGUCUGACUCUGUACUGUCACUUCUUCUGGAUUACAUUUACACAGGAGCAUUGCCAUACGCUCACAGCCAGCAACAGUAUAGCAACCUGCUCACUGCUGCCCACCACCUGCAGAUGGAUGAAUUGCAGGAGGAUCUGAGAGCUUUGCAACAGUCUGAAGAGAAAGCUGCAGAUAAUACGAAUGCUUCUGCUGGAGAUGAGAAUCAGGCAUAUGGAGACAUUAGUAAUACUUAUAGAAAAACUUUGAAAACUAAGUAUCUGCCAUUAUCACUGGAGAGAGAGGAUCAUUCAUAUUCAGUCAAUGUGCAUGAAUGUGAUAACACAGAUUCAUGUAAAAGUAGCUGUAAAAAUGAUAGAAACCACUUAAGCAAAAAGGGUGCAUGCACUUUAAGCAAUGCAAGUACCUGUUUUAGUUUAUCUGAAAGCACUGAGAGCAGUGUAAAUACAGAUAACUGCAGACAAGCACCUCAGGAUUUGAUUCAAAAUAUCCACCGCACAGCUGAAGUGCAUGGAGUUUGUGGAGUGGACAAAGAAGUGCAAAAGGAUCAGUUUCAUUCAGCUGGCACUGUAAAACCAGAAACUUGGCAGAGGAGCACAGAGGAGGAGCCAGAGCGGACAGUUGACAACAGGAGGAGGUCAAAUUUACUUUGCACUGCUGAGAUCCAAGAGGAAGAAACAAGCAGAGCAGAGAAGACACAAACUAACAGAAAAGAGGAAGACAAGACUAAAAUCUGUCACUCUAUCCUUCUUCCUCUUUCCAUCUCCAACCCUCAUGACAAUGUUUCACCCUCACAUUGGACCUCUUCAUCAUCUAACUCAUCACCACAUCCGUGCUGUGGUGCAGUACCUGUCAUCCGUCACAGCAGUAGAGCAGUUAUGCUCCAACAGGCAGAAAUGCCACCAAUGCCUUCUUCUUACCACCCAGUAUCCCAGGCCCCAGUCAGCUCCAACAGGGCCUCUAACACAAGAAGCUUAAGCAAUGACAAUAUUGUUGAAGGUAUAACCAUGGGAUACAAAGAUCAUCUUGGGGCACAGAAUCAGGAUUUCAGAAACAUUAAAGACCACAUUGGGACAAAAAGUUGGGAUUACAAGGACAGUUCCAAUCAUUCUGACACCCUAAAACAGAACAACAGCAGCAAUGCAGAUGAUUUUAUAGGAAAGAAUGGUCAACAUAUGAGCAAUGGAUUAUCUCACCAUACAGAUCAUGAUGAUCGUCAUGCUUAUUAUGAUUCAUUUCAGAAUAAGAAUCACACAAAUCAUUUUAGGGAUAAGUCAGUUCCACAGAAUAUAGAUUGCAGCAAUUUGACCAGAAGAUUAAAGUAUAAAACUAAUCUCACUUUUGAUGAUUUCCCCUCCAAACAUCGACGGAUGGCAACUACUGCAGAGGCUCCAGAAGCUUUAGUUCCACUUCCUGCAAAGGAACCAGAACCAGGAAGUGACCCGCAGUGCGAAGAUUUGUGUUCCAAGGGAGAAGUGAAAGAAGAAAUCAAUAACUCAAGGUCUCUGGCUGAAACAGAUAAACAGGACAGCCACUAUAACUUGCAUACAGCUGAGACAAGCACAAAAGCUGCUUCCUAUAGCCACCAUGAAUCUGACAACAGAGACACAGGUAUUACAGACAAAAGUCAUGUCUCCACCACACCAGAAUCAUGUUUGGAAAGUGUCACUAGUGAUCUGUCUAGCUUUGAAUGCCACACAUCUCCUGAAAAAAGUGCUGAGAUCUCGGAGCCACACUUGACUUUUACAAUGCCUGUGGACUACAACAUGUCUCACCCUACGUAUGGUUUUGUGGGGCCAUCAUACCAUGGACAUCUUCAAUAUCACUGCCUACCACAGUCAGAAACACACUUAUCACAUGAAUACUCUAGUCACAAACCCUCCCACCCCAGCAACCCUGAUCAUUCAGACCAGUCCAGUGAUGAGGAGGAGGGGGUUGGCACCUUUGCCAGUCCAGGUUACAACCCUCUGAGGCAGCACUUUGCUUCAGGGACAACAGACCAGGUUCUGCUGCUGGACAUUAGUGCUAAACCUGCUGAGUUGCUAGUUGCUGAUGCAUUUGGCAAAAAGCAUACAUUUGGAUAUAGGAAUAAUGAUAGAGAUCAAAGGAAUGGAGCAACAUCUAUAGCAGGAGUUGACACUAAUUAUUUGUUUGGAGAAAUCAAUGUUGAAGAAAGAAAAUCUGUUGGUAAAGACCCAAGCAGACCAGGAGCUGAGGUCAUACAUAAAGCUGGGGUUGUGGAGAGGAUGUCCAACCUGAAAGAAGGUGAGAACCAGACCCCUGGCCUGACAGCCUGUUCCCCUCCUACUGUGUUGGAGUCUCUACAAGCCUCGGUGUCAUCUACCUUGUCUGUCUGCAUACCUUCUGCAUUGUCAUCCAGUAUGCCAACGAAUAUAUCAGCUCAUCUGUCAAACCCUGUUCACCACCCGUUCCAGUGCUCUCUGUGCGACCGGUCCUUCAGCCAACGAGGCUCUCUGAAUAGACAUGUGCGGAGCCACCUUGGCGUACGGCCUUUCCCGUGUCCCCGCUGCCCUAUGACUUUUUCACGACAGUACCGCGUCACAGAGCACAUGCGCGUUCACCAGCGCUAUGUCUUCAAAAGUGACUUUCAAAAGCCCCAUGCCUCUUCAACUUGAGACAGCAAGUAAGGGCAUGUAAGUUAUUGUCCCAUCAUUGAAGAACAGUAUUAUUCAAAUGUAUUUGCUAGUUUCAUGCAGAUGUCCAGCCAUGUUCUCAAGUGACACUGCCUGUGGUCGUAUGAUCGGGAUGUGCCAGGUGCCUUCUGUUGGGAUAAAAUAACGCAGCAAAUGGUUCUUGCCUUCUCACCUGAUGCAGUCCAGCAGCAUUUCAUGUGCAUGUGAAAGGUAGCUUUUGGCAUAGCAAUCUAAUGCCAAAAGCACUGUCAUAGCAGCGGUAUUUUACAAGUCCGGAUAUUUGAGUUGGAGUUGGUAGAGACCAAAAACAGAGCUAAAAGAGAGUAUACAUUAGCCACAAAACCGCAAGCUGAUUACAUGUCAAUGUUGUGUUCACACCCAAGUAUUAUUGCACACCCCAGUUAUUGCAGAUUUAAGUCACUCCUUAAAUGCUGAAUGUGUAAGGCAAUUAUUUCUUAAAAGCUAGCCAGAUAACAUAUAAACAUAAAAGGUGAUGGUAUGCAUACUAGCUUAGCAUAGCAUAGCUUUUUACUGCCAAAAAUGACCAAACAAUCUGUUAAAAAUGGUGUAUUUCUGAUUCUUGAUUGUAAUUAAUCAUGUAUUAAUCAUGUUUGCUUUGGCAGACUUAAUUUUUCACAUCUGGUAUAGACUAUAGUUACUUACUUCUGUAUUGCAUGUCCAACAGUUACCAGUGAGACUCAUAUUAGCUAUUUAGACUAUGCAUACGAUGUCAGUCUUUUUGUUUUUAUAAUUCAUGAAGUGUUACAGUAAUCAAAUGAAAAUAACCUUAAUAGUA